Messenger RNA from Cannabis sativa, 946 nucleotides. RefSeq lists its product as uncharacterized. NCBI's taxonomy places the organism in Eukaryota, Viridiplantae, Streptophyta, Magnoliopsida, Rosales, Cannabaceae. The coding region runs from base 84 to 731 and encodes 215 amino acids. The record is from RefSeq and is a predicted model, not a curated record. The transcript is spliced from 5 exons.
UUGUAGUUCGUAAACUUAAUACCCUUUCAUUCUCUCUCUCUAUAAAAAAUUAAGUUUCACAAUACUUUGAAGAUUUCCUUCCCAUGGCGGCUACUGUUGUUGAUUUUGCCGAUGAAGGUGAUCAGCUAAUGAUGUACCUUCCAUCUCAAGUUCUGGAUGAGGCCUGUGAUACAAAGACCCAUUUUGUAAAACCGCUUCAACUACACAGCCACCGCAACCGCUACCACCAUCAUCACCACCUUCAUCAUGAUCGUCGUCAUGCUGUCGUUAAAUUUCCGGUUGAAGAACUUCCUGAUAAGAACUCAAUAAAGAGCAACAAUAAAAAACCGCCGCAGAGACCAAAACUUGGGCAACAUUGGGCAUCGGCGGCAGGGCAUGGAAUGCGAGCCAUUUUUCUAGAUUCUGCCCAAAAAUCAUGUAUUGGUACUGGUGUUUUCCUUCCCCAAAUAUCCCACAACAAUAAAAAGCCAGCAUGUGCUCCUGUUCUCCUACCUUCACGUGUGGUCCAAGCUCUCAACCUCAACGUCCAAGCUUUAGGUUUACAAAUUUCACCUCGACAAGCUGAUCCUAAAGCAAACCGAAAGAGUGGAAGCCAUAACAACAACACAAAUUCAGGCAAACAUAGUAAAAAAACAAAGGAGGUGACGAUACCUUCGUCACAAUGUGGUGUUAUUUCUCAAAAAAGGAAUUCUUCUCCAGAAUUGUUUCUUCCAAAGGAAUGGACUUAUUAAAAAAAUUGCUUUAGCUUCCAAAAAGUGAAGAUUAUGAUUUUUAAACCAUAAAUAAUCCCCAUUUAUUAUUAUUUUUUUAAAAAAAGGCUAAAAGCUCUGAUUCAAUAGUUUGUUUGUGCUGUUAUUUAUGUCCUAUCAUGUAUUUUGAUUUAAAUAAAUAAUAGCAGCCAAAAAUUUCUGCUUUCAUUUCACUUUCUAUGACAAUAUGGUUUUAU